This is a messenger RNA of Asparagus officinalis (garden asparagus), 1460 nucleotides long. RefSeq names its product 5'-adenylylsulfate reductase-like 5. The transcript has 4 exons. Lineage: Eukaryota; Viridiplantae; Streptophyta; Magnoliopsida; Asparagales; Asparagaceae. Bases 204 to 1094 code for a protein of 296 amino acids. The record is from RefSeq and is a predicted model, not a curated record.
UUAGAAAAGCGGAGAGCCCUUUUAUUUGCAUUUUGAAAACCAUAAAAUAAAAAAGUAAGAAAAAGAAGAGAGAGAGAGAGAGAAUCUCUCCAAAAAAAUUAGCAGGAAGAGAGAGAGAGAGAGAAAUCGCAAGAGAGGCCAAAAGAUUUCCUGCAGUUUCCCCUUCUCUCCUCCCCCUUCUUCUUGGAAUUUUGAACUUGUGGAUGGAUUUUUUUCUUCGUUUUCUCUCGAUUUUAUUUAUCGUUUUCUUAUCUGUUGACGGAUCGGUCGCUGAUUCGUCUCGUUGCCCUCGUUCUGGUGUCGAUUCCUUCGUCCAUGGCGUCCAAUCGCAGUGCCCUAUUUGGAUCGAGCGGUGUUCGCCUGAGCAGGUGAACGGAGAUAGACUUGACAGAGAGUUGGGGCAUGCUCAGGGAAAUGCUUACUAUUCAAUUUUAUUUCAUGCAUCUUGGUGUCCGUUUUCAAGGGAAAUUCAACCAACAUUUGAUGCUCUCAGCUCCAUGUUCCCACAAAUAAGGCACCUGACUAUUGAAGAAUCUUCUGCCAUGCCGAGGUACAGUGUUUUCUCAAGGUAUGGCAUCCAUAGCUUUCCGUCUAUAUUGAUAGCCAACAGGACAGCAAAAAUGCAGUAUCAUGGACCAAAAAAUCUCAAUUCACUGGUGGAAUUCUACAAAGCAACGACAGGUUUCGACCCUGUUGCUUAUCUUUCUGUUGAGGAACCCCCUAGCUCAGAAAGCAGGAUGCCUUUCAAUCUACGGGAUCAUUCUCUUAGGGAAAUCAUAGUGUCAGAACGCUAUCUGGCAUUUUCUUUAGCUUUUAUCUGCUUGAAGGCAUUCCUUAGCUUCUUCCCUGUGAUCAUCUCUCGCAUCAAAGCUUUCUUCUUCGUAUAUGCAUUACAUACGAACUUGGGGAUCUUUGGCGAGUGGAAUCAGCUAUUGGAACGAGUUCUCCAUGUAAUCGAUCUAAAGAAGCUUUGGAGCAAGCUCAGGCUAUGCAAUAAAACGAACUUCCAGAAAGGUGCUAAGAAUGCUCGAGUCUGGGCUUCAUCACUGGCUUCUGUCUCAUUGGGUGAGUCCUCUUCUUCAAGGGACCUGUAACGACUUUUGGGGCUGAGAUUCUGGUGAGAGGAGAGAGAGAGUUGCUUGAGGUAAUGGAGAGUUUUGACGCACCUCUACAAGUAGAGCCUGCCAUCUUCUCGUGUUAUGUAUGUAUGGUUCUCAUGGGAACUGAUUCUUCUCAUUUUGGCUUGGGCACAUGUGAGCUAAAACCAUCAUGGUUGUAAAUUUUUGUGCACUUGACAUUUCUGUAUAUUAAAAGUGGUUAGUUUGCAAUUGGGGAUUGUCUAAUGUUCAACGUUUACUACUUCUUAACAGUGUUGUUGUGACUUACUGAUUUUGUUAUGGAUUGCAGUUAAAUUGUAAGAUAAUGUCAAUAUGUUAUUUUACUUGGUUGGAGAGAGUAAA